Molecule: messenger RNA, 1476 nt
Organism: Euleptes europaea (tarantolino)
Lineage: Eukaryota; Metazoa; Chordata; Lepidosauria; Squamata; Sphaerodactylidae
Product: hyaluronidase-1-like
Exons: 3
Coding region: 16-1476 (486 amino acids)
Biological process (GO): hyaluronan catabolic process; carbohydrate metabolic process
Molecular function (GO): hyalurononglucosaminidase activity
Source: RefSeq, a predicted model, not a curated record
GGAAACCAACAUACUAUGCGCCAUCUGUGGAUCAAAUGGAUAGCAAUCAAGGUGUGGCUCAUUAUGGCUGAUGGAGACCGUGCGUUGCCAACAAAAGCACCAUUAUUUCCCAACAAACCUUUUAUAGUUCUCUGGAAUGCACCAACUGAACGAUGCCGUCUGCGCUACAAGGUGGAUUUACAUCUUGAUGUUUUUGACAUCAUGUCAAAUGCCAAUGAGACUUUGAGUGGGUCUAGCGUGACAAUAUUUUACCACAACCGCUUGGGAUACUAUCCCUAUUUUUCAGACGAUGGGGACCCCAUCAAUGGAGGGUUACCACAAAAUGAGAAUCUUACCAAGCACCUCACCAAAGCCAGGGCUGAUAUUAGCCAAGUAAUACCUCUGCGGAAGUUCCAUGGACUUGCAGUCAUUGACUGGGAAAACUGGAGGCCCCAGUGGGACAGAAAUUGGGGUAAUAAAACCAUUUACCGAAAUAAGACUCUUGAACUUGUCAGACAGCGCCAUCCACGGUGGUCAGAGGACAAAAUCAUAAGAGUUGCUAGGAAUGAAUUUGAAAGAGCGGGGGAAAAUUUUAUGAGAAGAACCCUCCUUCUGGCUGAACAUAUAAGACCAAAUGGGCUCUGGGGUUACUAUCUGUACCCAGACUGUUAUAAUUAUAAAUACAAGGAGGAUCCAGCUACAUAUACGGGUGAAUGUCCAGCUAUUGAAAAAUCACGUAAUGAUGACCUGCUCUGGCUGUGGAAGGACAGUACAGCCCUGUAUCCUUCCAUAUACUUGGAAGCCCUACUGAAGUCAAGCCCAAAUGCUUUGAAAUUUGUGCGGUAUCGGGUUAAAGAAGCAUUACGUAUUGCAUCUGAGGCUAGAACGGACUACAGCUUACCUGUUUUUGUUUACUCCAGGCCAUUUUAUGCCUAUACACUUGAUGUUUUGACAGAGGAAGACUUGGUAAAUACUAUUGGUGAGAGUGCUGCACAGGGGGCAGCAGGAGUUGUCCUUUGGGGAAGCAUGCAGUAUUCCAGAUCCAAAGCGAACUGUACAGUUAUCAAAGAUUACAUAGAUGGUACCUUGGGACAUUAUAUCCUUAAUGUGACCUCUGCAGCCAAGCUCUGCAGUAAAGUCCUCUGCAAGAAGAAUGGGAGAUGCGUUCGUAAAACUGACAAAACAAAUGCCUAUCUGCACUUGCCUUCAGGCAGUUUUAAAAUGAGCCUCAGAACCUCUGGCCGGAGAAAAAUGGCUGUGAUAGGGAAACUGACAAGGGAGGAUGCAAAGAAGAUGAGACAGAGAUUCAGGUGCCAGUGUUACAAGGGCUGGACGGGUGAUUUUUGUGAGCUGCCUGUUUUCCGAAAAAGUAGCAAAUAUAUUGCUGAGAAAAGUAAAGCAGAUCUGUUCCCAUAUUCAAAGUUUUACUACCAAAAUCUUGUUGAGAAAUGGUAUUCCAGUAAAAAAAUAGCCAAAAGCCCGAAAACCUUUAAUUAA